UAAAUCUAUGAUUGAUUUUGUACCAAACGUCUCAAUUGAAACUUUUUUAAAGUUGGCUGUAGACUUGGAUUUAAAUUGCAAAGACAUUGCAAAACGUUGGCCAGACAUAGAAGACAAAGUUGAAUUUAUCAAAUACGCCUUCGAAAAUGACAAUUGGCUUCAAGCGAUGACUUUAUUUACAAAGGAAAGCCAGAAGUUUUAUCAAGAUUUACUGUACUCCCUUAAAAAUCCACCAAACAACUCAAAAAUUACUGACACUAUCCUAAAAGAUACAAACACUACCGGUUCAAACGAAAUGAAAACAGAGCUUUUAAUUUUUCUUUGGGCUAUUGAAAAUGAAAAGUUUACUGUAGCAAAGGGUCUGUGGAUGGAGACGGGAAAUAUGAUGACCGCCGCUCUUCUCGCCUAUACGUGUUUAAAGAAGAUGAAAAACGACAGAACUGAAGCAGUUGAUGAUUUGAAAAGACUACAAGAAAUGUCACAAUAUUACAAUGACAAAGCAAAAGAUAUUUUGACAAAAUGCUCAAGGGAUGAAAAGGAAAAAACUAAGAAGAUCCUUGUUCGAGACCGAGAUGAGCUUGAUGGAAAGUCCUUAUUGCAAAUAGCACAGAACAACAAACAAUUUAUUGCACACGAUGCAUGUCAUUCUAUAAUGAACGAAAUAUUUUAUGCUCCACUCGAAAUAAAACAAAAAAGUUAUCGAACAAUGCGAAUACUAGUGUGUGUGUUAUUGCCAUUUCUAGCACCAUUACUACUACGAUUCAGAAAAAGUGCAAAUGAGGAUGACAGCAAAAACCAGCGAUCAAAGGCGAUAAAAUUUCGGAACCAGGUUUUGGACUUUUGGCAUGCACCGGUAGUGAAGUUUGCUUACGACGUACUGACAUUCGUCAUAUUUCUUACCUUGUUUGCGUUGGAUUUAAUGUUUGAUACUUCUAAAUUGACAUGGAACGACGGCAUUAUUAUUGCCUAUGUCGUAUCAAUAGCUAUUGAAGAAUGCAGACAAAUGGGAAGGCGAGGAGUACAAUACAUUCAUGACCUCUGGAAUGAAAUGGACAGGAUCUCGCUUCAACUAUUUGUGUUUGGCAAAUUUUUUACCCAUACCAACUAUGCACCAGAAUACGGUCGUGUUUUACUUGCCUUUUCCUUCAUUGUGUUUUCGAUUCGGCUUCUUCGAGUAGUCGAAAGCGUACCAAAGAUAGGACCGUUACUGAUAAUGAUAAAAAAAAUGUUGGCUGAUACAUUUUCUAUUUUUGGAAUUAUAAUGGUUGUGAUGGUAUGUUAUGCCGUUUCUUUACGUGCAAUUUUGUACCCAAACUCGGCGUGUACGUGGUUAUCAUUUAUCACGGCAUUUAAGGAACCAUCCUGGCAAAUAUUUGGGGAGCUUGUUGAGGUUGAAUUAGAAGGUGAUGCUGAAUGUGAAGCCAAUGGAACAGUGACAAACAGCACUACAUUCUGUCCGUCCACUGUCGCGAGAUUUUGGACUCGCCUGCUGCUUUGGUUUUACAUGUUAACCGUACAAGUGCUACUCAUCAACCUCCUUAUUGCAAAGUUCACACACGCCGUUGAUAAAGUUCAGAGAAAAAUCGAAAUGCAUUGGCGUUUUCUGCGGUGUGGGCUGAUCAGAGAUUAUGUUGAUCGGCCAAUGAUUUUCCACCCAUUCCAUUUCUUUUAUCACGUGUACACGUUUAUUCGCUUGCGCGCAUCUACCAAUGAUCAUAUAAAAAGCCAAUCUGGACACUCUGAUCCAUAUUGUGUCACAUUACGACCCGGAGAAAACAUUAGUCUUAGGGCUUGGGAAAAAAGACGUGAACAAGUAGUACUCAUAGAGAAGCGGAGAAAUCCAUGCCCAACAUGUGCUUGUUAAGGACACUCUCAGAAUGCUUGAGAUUUUCACUAGAAAUAUUGAGUAUGUAUCGCAUGUAGACAUACAAGGCCCAUAAAAAACUGCCCUUGACGCUUUUUUACAUUUUCAAACAUCAGAUAACAUUAUUUAUAAAUAUAAACAUAUACAUAUUUUAUAUAUCAAGGGCUAUUAGGAAUGCCAAAAGCAUUUCAUUCAUGCUUAUAUAUCAAGAAAAUGACAUUGUAUCUGCUUUAAAAUUACUGUGUGUUUUGUAAUCAUAUCAAGAUUUGCGUUACAAUUACAAAUAUCAUCGCUAUGUUACAAUUUUUUCAGGAUCUUUAUAUUUUGGUGUGUUAUCUGGGGUAAAGAUAUCUCUUGUAGUUAUUUUUUUUUUGGAAAAGCUGAAACGUAUUUAUAAACUGUUCAUUUUCCCUCACACAAAUAGAAUAAGUUAUGUUAAAAGAUGAACACAUUUUUGUGUAAACGGUAUCCUGAUAUGGGUUUUCUCGGUUAAAAAUUAGGUCACUAGGUCAAAUUAUAGGUUCGCAAAAUUGCUUCGUCAAUACAAAUUUGCUUUUAAUACGGGCUUGCCGCAUUGGCGUCUUAUACAAACAUCAUUGUUCGUUUGGAAAUAUAAGCAUAAAAGUACCAUUGAAGUACCCGCUACAUGAAUGUUUAAUUCGGACCUUUCUAGUAUAUUUGUUUGUUGGUGUUCUGUGCUGUUGUUCCGUGUUUAUUGUUUGUGUUUAUUUUUAUGUUAUUUUGGCGUUUACCCAGUGCCAUUAAACAGGGUUUAUGUUUAGACUGUUGGCUACUGAGCUUGUUUCUUUAGAAUAUCACAGACGUUUAGUGUUGACAUUGUUGGUAAUGUAAGGUAUGCUUUCUUUAGAACAAAUAUACAUUUCAUGCAACUAAACAUAUCGCUCAUAAACUCCGUUUUAACAAUAUACAAAGAUUUUAUCUUUUUCAUAUGGGACACUGUUUAACUUACACUUGUUAACAUGUAUACAGAUACACCUAACACUUGAAUAUUAGCACUUUGAAGAUACCAUAUCUUAAAAAAGAGAUUUGAAUGGAUAAAGUUAUGGUUUUAGAGAUUCGAUCAAUAAAUACUGUAUUAGGUAAAUACAAUCA
Molecule: messenger RNA, 2977 nt
Organism: Mya arenaria
Lineage: Eukaryota; Metazoa; Mollusca; Bivalvia; Myida; Myidae
Product: transient receptor potential cation channel subfamily M member 8-like
Exons: 2
Coding region: 8-1864 (618 amino acids)
Biological process (GO): calcium ion transmembrane transport
Cellular component (GO): membrane
Molecular function (GO): ligand-gated calcium channel activity
Source: RefSeq, a predicted model, not a curated record